Molecule: messenger RNA, 4238 nt
Organism: Fusarium odoratissimum NRRL 54006
Lineage: Eukaryota; Fungi; Ascomycota; Sordariomycetes; Hypocreales; Nectriaceae
Exons: 4
Coding region: 564-962 (132 amino acids)
Source: RefSeq, a predicted model, not a curated record
CCGAAGGACACCUUGCUGCCAGUACAAACGAUUGGAGUAUGCGCCUGAGAAUCUUGUGCCACACAGAGAGAUGUGAUUACACCUUCAGUGAAGAUUAAUAAAUCUACCUCCACGACCAGAAUUACUAGUGUCAUGGUAUCUCUACCACAGCACCAUAGUGUCAGUCCACCAAGUUUGUAGUACGUAUCCGCGUUCAGUUCAGCCAUCACUCAUCACCUCAUGAUCCGAGCAAUUGGUCUCCCCGCCCUCGUUACGUCAUGUACUUGCAACCAUCCUUUCCAGGUUCGCAUAUGAGCACAUGGAAAUUUGAUUGACGAAGAAGAGGGGCACUACCAAGUAAUUUUGACUUGCAAGCGAAUCUUCCUACCUAUGAGGUAUGAGGUAGUUCCGAGGUAACCACCUAACCUAGAAAAGAGCUUACUUUCCUUUGCCUUGACAAUAAUAAAUACCCGGCCAUCAUCUCCUCAUCCAUCAUUGCAUCCUGUCACUCCAUACUCGACCCUCUCUACAAACACAUCACAACAACACACGCCUUCGCAAAUAACAACUACAAAUCAACCAAAAUGUCCAAGUCUCGCACUCCUCUCAUUCUUGGCGGCGCUGCUGUCUCUGGUAUCGGAUACUACCUCUACGCCGCUGGCGGCAACCCACGAGCUGCUGAGAAGAAGGCCGAGAGUGACGCCCAUAGCGUUGCUGCCGAUAUCAAGAGCCACCUUCCCGGCCGUUCCCCUAAUGCUGAGGGUGAGCUGAAGGGAGCUGGUGCUGCUGCCGGUGCCAAGAUUGACAGUGUUGCUGCCGAAGCCGACCGUCAGGCUGGUGUCAUCAAGAGCAAUGUCGAGUCUGUCGCCAAGGACGCAAAGGCCGAGGCCAUGAGAGUAGUCGACAAGUUCGACCACCGUGUCGAGGCGGAAGCCGCAAAGGCCAAGGGCGGUAUCUCGAGCUGGUUCGGUGGCGGCAAAUAAGCGAAUUCUCAACAAUCAAGAAUCAAGAUGAAGCAACUGUAUUACUUAUUUAAUCAAAGUCGGAGCCUGGGGUAUCACUUUUGGGAUUGAGCGGGCGAAUGGUCAUGGCCCAGCAGCAUGAGACUGGCCGUGAGAUAGCUCUGGGUCUCUGCAUGCAAUGUAAUUUGAUAGUAUAAGAGCAAUGAAUCACGGUCAACAAGAAGAAGACGUACACGUUUUGGUGACAUGCGGUGUUUAAAGACUAUCCACCGCUUCGAAUAUUGUCUAAGCUCAUUAGUUUCAUAUAACCAAGUCCAGAACUCCAAUCCAUUUAUCAAUAUAAUCCCUGGUGAUCACCAGGUGCCAGUCUCUCUAAUAUCAGACAACCCUAUUGCUCCAAUUCCUCAGCCACCAACUUAAGUAUUUCCUCACAACUCUUUCUCGCAUUUGUGGGCUUCUUGGCAAUCGCCUGCCACACUUCGCCGUGUCGAGGUUCAUUCAGCACGCACUUCGUCACCACAUCUGCCCGCUUCUCCUCCGUACCAUGUUGGCACAAGAACCGGUAGUACCAAGCCCAAGAAUCGCCGUAGUCGCUGUCCAGCACAAGAGCCUUCUCGAACCAGUUUUGCGCCUUCUCCAGCUUACGAUCGCCCCAAAAGAUGCGCGCCACAGCCACAAACAGGAUGGGGUCACUGUCCACCUUCUUGAUAGCUUCGAGACUGCGGGCCUUGCGCUGUGUUCUAGGUUCCAGAUGCCAUAUCUGUUCUGCCCAGAGGAGACCACUCUUGGGGACUUCUUGUUGCGCCUUUGCCAUCAUUGACUUGGCCUGGGCUGUGUUACCUGCUCGACGUUCUAGUCGUACUGACUCGCACCACAACUGCGCAUUCUUUGGCACAGCGAGUCGAGCACGGUCAAGCACCGAUCGAGCCUUCACGGUAAGACCGGCCUGCUCCUCAAGCCUGGCAUACAGAAGCCACAAGGGAACAGACUUGGGUACUGCCUUGACUCCUGUGGCAUAAGCCUCUCUCGCUUGGCCAGUUUUGCCGAGGUCCUCAUAGAUCUGUCCCUUGAGCAUCCAAAGCUUGGCUGCUGCAGGGAACAACUGAAGGGCCUGAAGGACAAGAUCUAGAGCAGCCUCGAUGUUGCCCAACACUCGUUCAAACACAACACUCUUCAUCCAUACACGAUCUGUGGGAGCCUUCUCACGGGCAAUCUCCAGAAGCUUCCGGGCUUGUUCGCCAUUGCCAUUUUCUGACUCUAGCUUAACAGCGGAAAGCCAAAUAUCCUCGUUGUUGGGGUUUUGGUUGAAGGCACGUUUGAGAACGAGACGAGCAUUAUCCACCUCGCCAGCCUGCCACUUCUCCUUGGCCAGCAUCAUCCAUAGGUCCUCGCUCUUGGGGCACGCCUCCACAGCCUUCUCCAGCACUUGCCAGAGCGACUCUCGGGUUCCAUGGUUCCUUUCCAAGUCUGCUGCUGCCAUCCACAUCGUUCUACUGUUGACGAAUAUCCGUAGUGCGUAGGCGUAGAUGGCCCUGGCUGUCUCGUAUUUGCCUCGGUUGAUACUUGCCCUCGCAUCUUCCAUCCAUGUGUCUUUGCGAUCAUCAUCCUCGUCCAAACUCCAACCUAGAGUCUCCCGAAUGAUGUUCUGACAGGUAAUAAUGGCACCUUCCUCUUCGCAUCGUUCUGCCUCUGCAAUCCACUCCUCGCGCUUGGGCAUCGCAGACUCCUUCGCCAGGACCUGGACACCACGCUUGAUAACAUUGACCUUGGUACCCUGUCCGAGCUGUUCCUGUAACCGUGCAGCCGCGAUCCAAAUUUCGUGUGACGUAGGACAGGCCUUUCGAGCCUUGUUGAGGACCUUCUGGGCGUUCUCUGGCGUCUCCAAUCGUGCCAAGGCCAACCAGAGAUCCACAGAGAGGGGAAUCAGUUCGGUGGCCUUGGCUAGGAGCAGCUUGGCAUCAUCGGAGUUUUCCUCCAAGUUCACUGCCUCCUUCCAUAAAGCCUCCGAUUCAGGGAUGUGAUCAAGCGCUUGUCGGAUAACUCGCUUCUUGUUGCUUGGAAUUGUCUCUAGCCUCAUCGCCUCGACCCAGAGUCUAACUGAUGUGUUGUUGGCCUCAAUAGCUCUUCGUGCAAUAAUCUUUGCAUUUGGAGAAUCGCUGUUAAGUCGAAUGUUCUCAAGCCAAGCAUCUUCACUUUUAGGACACUGUGUACAACCCUUGUCGAUCGUCUUUCGUGCCGUUACACUCUUGCCUGCCAACUCCUCGAGUCGCGCCGCCGCGAUCCAACCCAAAGCGUUUGUGGGAUUCGUCUUGACAACAGACUGCAAAAGCUCGCGAACACGGUUGAUAUCUCCAACUUGAGCUUGCGCUUCACUCAUCUGCAUCUUGUUGAGGCUAGUAAGAUAGCCUUGAGGGUCGAUACUAGUUGAUGUACCUGGCGCAGCAGAAUCGCUCCCAGCUUGCUCCAAUCUGGACUUGAGCACCUUGUCGCGAGCCGCGCCGAUCUUAGCAAAGUUGGUCAUUGUACCAUCUGCAGCAUCGCUGCCACCAGCGUUGGACGAAGUGCCCUCAUCCAUAACUGUUGUUCCCAUCUCGCUCGAGUCGCGCGCUGCCGCAAUGACGCUGUCGGGAACAGCAUAGAAUCGUUGUCGCAACGCUUGCUUGCUACGCCGGUUCUUGCCUGUCAAGUCGCCAACUUCGGGUAGAUUUGCCCAUUCAUCGUCAGUAACAGUCGCCAGAGCUCGCUUCAGGUCGGAAAACUGCUGUUGGAUUUUCGGGUUGUUUCGUUCGUAUUCGUCCUUCUCGGCCUGCUCUCGUGCUUCGCGCUGCUUUUUUCUUCGGUCCAUUCUCUCAUCCACCCAUUCCCAAAUCUUAUCAGCCUCCUCAUCAUCUUUGUCGUAUACACCGCCAGCGAAGAGCCCAACUUCGUUGUCAGGAUCUUGAUAUCGUUCUUCGUCACCUCCCUCGUCUUCAUCUUUUUCUUUAUCCUUGCCCUUCUUAUCCGGCGCAAGACCUAGCUGAGCGGCACGCUUCGCAAGAGCCUCCUUGAUCUGAUCCUCGCUGGGUCCAUCUCGAGCAGGGCCAAGAUCGGAUCGUGUCGUAAAACCUGUUGCGCCUCGUCCGAGACCAGCGACAUAGUUCUCAGGGGCAGCCUGAUUGAGGAAAUCGCGUCGCCCCGACAUGCUGACGGCGAGUCCUUUGUCUUGCUAUUAAAUGAGUGAGUGUGUCGAUUGAAUCCAAUCCCGAGGUUUGAAGAGGGAAGAUCAAGGUCGCGCAGAGCUCAGAUGAGAAUGGAAGC